Messenger RNA from Lytechinus pictus (painted urchin), 4184 nucleotides. RefSeq names its product DNA-binding protein P3A2. Bases 238 to 1629 code for a protein of 463 amino acids. The record is from RefSeq and is a predicted model, not a curated record. NCBI's taxonomy places the organism in Eukaryota, Metazoa, Echinodermata, Echinoidea, Temnopleuroida, Toxopneustidae. Gene Ontology annotation, molecular function: DNA-binding transcription factor activity, RNA polymerase II-specific; RNA polymerase II cis-regulatory region sequence-specific DNA binding. The transcript has 9 exons. Gene Ontology annotation, cellular component: nucleus. Gene Ontology annotation, biological process: regulation of transcription by RNA polymerase II.
AGUAGUUGUUGUUUUUCGAAUGGUGUGCGCAUACGAAAAUCACCAAGGAAGACAAUUACAGGGACCAGAAAUCUCGCUAUUUUUGUGGUAUGUCAUUGCUUUUAAUGUAAUGUCUAUGAUCAUCAAUAAUUGUGCUAUAUUUUAUAAUCCUCUGACUGUCUUGGUGCGAAAACUCCCUAAACACAACUGGACUGAUAUUUUUUACUUUAAAAAGGAGGAUAACAGAUCAAGUUCAAAAUGAUGAUCAGUGAAGAUAUCAGUGAACCGUCCUCCCCGGACACACCAUUUGAUGAUUCAGAUUUGCUCAAUUCAAGUAUGACAGAUGAUGUCUCUGCACAGCUCGCAGCUUCUGGUCCAAUAGGUGUAGCUGCUGCAGCAGCCAUAGCAACAGGGAAAAAACGCAAAAGACCACAUUCUUUUGAGACAAAUCCUUCCAUACGCCGUCGACAGCAAACAAGACUGAUUAGAAAGCUGAAAGCAACUAUUGAUGAGUAUGCAACAAGAGUAGGGCAGCAGGCUGUUGUUCUAACCUGUACUCCUGGAAAACAUGAUGGCAAUUUCAAGGUCUUUGGAGCUGCUCCACUUGAAAAUAUUAUGAGAAAUUUAAGGGGAAUAGUCUUACAGGACCUUGACAAUGCCUUGGCACAGAGAGCUCCCCAGCAAGCUGAUGCAAAUUCAGAUCUCUAUGAACUACCACCUCUGGUCAUUGAUGGUAUUCCAACUCCAGUAAAUAAGAUGACCCAAGCCCAGUUGAGGGCAUUUAUACCUCUCAUGCUCAAGUACUCAACAGGAAGAGGAAAGCCAGGUUGGGGAAAAGAAAGCUGCAGGCCAGUGUGGUGGCCAUCUGACCUACCAUGGGCUAAUGUCAGAAGUGAUGUUAGAUCAGAAGAUGAAAAGAGAAAGGUGUCAUGGACCCAUGCUUUACGUACAAUAGUCAUCAACUGCUACAAGCAUCAUGGUAGAGAUGACCUCUUGCCAGAAUUUGUUGAAGAUAAGUGCAAGGAAAUAGAGGCAUCUCAAAACCAGGCUGCUUCACUACCGACGGCAACCUUAUUACCAUCCCAUGCUGUGGUACACACAAUCAAUAACCCUGAUGGGACUGUUUCUCUCAUCCAGGUUGAUACUGGAGCCACCGUAGCAACAUUGGCAGAUGUUACGCAAGUUCAACAGUUGACUAACCUUCAGACUCUCCAGCAAGUGAGACUUCAACCUUUGCAAAUCCAGCAUGCAUUGGGAAAUCAACAAGCAGAGGCUACUCAAGCUGUACAGACCCUGGCUGAGGUAGCUGCUGCACAAGGAACAGAUGGUGAGAUGACCGAAGGACAAACAGUCACUGCAUUGGCUGAGGGUACUCAACUUGUACUAUCAAGUGAUGGAUCACUCCAAGCAGUUAAUGAUGGUUCAGCACAGGGUAUUGUUAUUCCGGCUUCAGUGUACCAGACAGUGGUAGCAGGUGAUGGACAGCCCAUACAGAUUGCUAAUGUGAACAUUGCUCCACAGAAUGCAGGAGCAACCAAUAUGCCAACUAUUAAGAAUGUUACUUCUGUCAUGCAAAGCCAACCUAUCACUUCUCAAUCUCAUGUUGCUACUCUUGUAGUAAAUUCAGCACCAACUGAUCAAAAUACAUAAUGCUUCACCGUCCUGCUCAAGAAUGAUUGAUUUGAAGUUUCAUUCCGGGACAGUAAAGAUAUCAGGAAAAGUAUGUUUUGGCAUUGAUCAUUUUAUAGCUUAUAUCUGCUCAGUUAUAUUAAAGGGUUUUGGUAGCUUUGUGGAAAUCUGACUAACUACCUUGUUGACUAUUGAUGUCUGUGGAUUAUUUUUAGAUGAAUAAUUUAAUGAACAUGAGCAAGGUUUUGAAAUGAAUUUGUUAUCAAAGCAUCUAUGUUUGACGAAAUACUGUCAAAUAGGAAAGUAUACUAACUUACUAAGGCAUUAUUUUAUAACACUGUAUUCUUGGAGUGGAAGAUAUCUUGAUGCUUAUGAGGUUGGUAUUUCAUGGCUAUAUUUAUCUGCACAAGACUGCAUGCACAUGUAUGGUCAUGCAACAUACAUGUAUAUUUGACAAGGUUCCCAAUCCCUUUUUACAAAAAAAAAUGUUCACUCUUGGUUUUAAUCACAGCUCCUCACUGUUGAGAAAAGAGUUUGUAAGUUUAUGAUUGGAUCAUUUUGAUGAACAUGAUUUAUUUCAUUGAAGCUCAAUCAGUUUAUAUUUUGUGAGACCAUGCAUAUUAUAUAGUCAGCUUAAAACAUAAAAUCAACAUAAAUCCAGCUGGUCUGAUUCUAAUUUCAUUUUCUCUUCAAUCAUUUUGUUGAUCUGUUUUUUAAUUGUUCUGUUUUUCUUCAUAUCUAUUAUGCUAUUAAUUUAUUUGCAAUAUUGAGUUGUGAAAUUGACAGUGCCAUAUCUUAAUUUCAGUAGAAUAAAAGGAAAGUUUCACCCAUAAUAAGUUGCUUGAAUAACCGAAAUUAGAAAGGUAAAGUACUGAAAAUCGUAGGAAAUUAUGACUGUAGCUACAAAAUAGUAAUUGUUAACAUAAUAUCUAUUUAGUCUAUCACUUCUUAGCAAUUCACUCAAAUUUCAAUUGCAUAUUCCUACCAUUCUUUCCCAUGAAUUUACUCUGACUGGUUUAAAUAUGAAGUAAAUUUAUUUGGUUUUCCCAUCCUUGGUAUCUGCCAUUGGUUGUUAUUGGAGGGACCCAUGCAACAAUUUACACUGGGUACAACUGUUCAUUGCAGACAAUAAGAAAAUACCGGUAUUACUGUAAUUUGUAAAUCACAAUUAUUCAUCUACACGUAUAGACCAAUGUACUCAAAGCACAAACAGCGCAUAAGAGGUCAUUUUAUUUCGAUUUCCAGGAUAUGUACAAAUGAUAUAAGCCUUUUUCAGGACCAGCUUUUAUUUUUGUCCUAAUUUGGGGCUGAGGUGGUUGUAGGAGAGUUAACCAUAUACUUCUGAACUGAUGGUUUGCUUUUCUGCAAUAUGUCAUCUAGGUCAUGAAGGGAGAACAUUUUUAAGUUAUCUGAAAUGUUACACAUUGAGGUUUAAAGCCCCUAAAAUUAUUUGUGUUGAGAAUGUGAGCUUAAUUGGCAUUCUCAAUAUUCUCAUUUUAAAUUGUAUCAGAAUGUGAUUUUAUUUCUAAUUAUUAAGUGUUGUGACAGAAUAUGUAGUUUUUCUUCCGGUUUGAUCAUAUUUAUCAAAAUAGCAUAGGAAUUAUUUCGUGAAGAUCCACAAGCAAGCUCUACAUGAAUUUCCCCAAAGUUGAUCAUUUAAAAACAUAUUUGUGAAAAUCAGAAAGAUUGGCAAAUUAUUGAGGGUUGAAUUUAUCAUACAUUUUGUCAAUCUUGCAUUUUGCCACUUUGUGUCAAGUUCUACUACCUCUCUUGCCUAUAUGUAGAAUGCUGUUUGAAAGUACUAGAUCUGUUUAACUCCAUGCAAAAUGUUUUGCACUCUGCACUCUUGAAGCGCUAUGAGCACCGAAAGGUGGACCUGUGCACUAUAUAAGUAGCCACCAUUAAUAUUGUUAUUAUUGUAGCGUAUAACAGUGUAGCAAAGUGAAGUGGAACAAGCAAAUUCUUGAUGGAUUAUCGGUGUGUGUAAAGAUUGAAAUGUCAACAUUCAAAAAAUAUAAAUAUGUUUGAUUUUUGUUUAUCCUGGUUACUGUAUUCAUAAAUCAAAUUGAUUGUUCAAGCAUUUUUUUUUCAAUAAUUGAUCUGAGGGUGAUUUAGUUGUUUGUAGUUAUCUGCCUCAAAUAUUGACAUUCUAGAGCAGAGUAUCACAAAUAGAUCAAUCAUGCCACCUUAUUAAAAUGUCAUCAUAUUCGCGUAUUGAUUAAAAUGUUUUGAUUUUCAGUUUCAUUUAUAUCUUAUGAAAUAUAUUUAUUUUGGCCUUGGUAAGAUGUUAAAUUAUUAUAAGAGUUGUAUGAUAUCAGAUUUCUUUUCUAUUCAUAAACUUGGGUUCAAUCGCAUAAAACUCUGAAUUAUGUUAACUUUGCAAUUUAUUAUAAUUACCACACUAACUUCCGUCAACAGUCAUUCACAAUAAGGAUGCUGUGGAAGUUAUCAUAAUUUGCAAAUUUAAUAUAAGUGUUACGCAAAAUAACCCAGAUCUCAUUUUGUACAGGUAUAUGAUUUUUUAAACAUUGUACAGUGCUGUUGCUUUUAUAUGCACAGUAAAUGUGGUAAAAGCA